Balaenoptera musculus (blue whale) is the source of this 5107-nucleotide messenger RNA. It is a transcript of the gene XKR5, whose product is annotated as XK related 5. The coding region runs from base 27 to 2075 and encodes 682 amino acids. Lineage: Eukaryota; Metazoa; Chordata; Mammalia; Artiodactyla; Balaenopteridae. Gene Ontology annotation, cellular component: plasma membrane. The transcript has 7 exons. Gene Ontology annotation, biological process: phosphatidylserine exposure on apoptotic cell surface; engulfment of apoptotic cell; apoptotic process involved in development. The record is from RefSeq and is a predicted model, not a curated record.
GGCCAGCGGCGCGGCGGGCGCGGAGGAUGCACGCGGGGGUCCUGGGCCUCUCCGCCCUGCUGCUGGCGGCCGAGCAGAGCGCGCGCCUCUGCACCGUGGUUUACUACUUCACCACAGGCCGGCUCCUCUGGGGGUGGCUGGCCCUCUCUGUGCUACUGCCUGGCUUCUUGGUCCAGGGCCUGAGCUACCUUUGGUUCCGAGAAGAUGGACAUCAGAGUCACUGCUCGUUGGUGGUGCUACACCUCCUCCAGCUGGGCGUGUGGAAGCGGCACUGGGACGCCGUGGCCCGUGUUCUCCGGAGGGAAGGGGAGGCCUCCCCCUGGGGCCAGCUGCGGAUGCAGGAGGCCGACCUGUCGGCCCUGCGCCUCCUGGAAGCCCUGCUGCAGGUCGGGCCCCACCUGCUGCUUCAAACAUACGUCUUUCUCGCCUCGGACUUCACUGGUAUCGUGCCGGGGAUGAGUGCUCUGUGCUCCUGGUCUAUGCUGUCCUGGGCCCUGGUGUGCUAUGCUCGUGCCAUGGGCUCCAUGAAGCCGGGUCAGCUCUCCAUGCCGUGGACGGCCCUCGGCUGCCAGCUGCUCUGGAGGAUGGGCAUGGUGGGAGCCCGCGUUCUGAGUCUGGUUCUGUUCUUCCAAGUUUACCGCGUCUGGGUUCUGGUUGUUGCAGGUGCCCACUGGCUGGUGAUGACAUUCUGGCUCGUGGCUCAGCAGAGUGACAUCGUGGACAGCACCUGCCACUGGAGGCUGUUCAACCUGCUCAUGGGUGCCACGUACAUCCUCUGCUACCUCAACGUCUGGGACAGCCCUUCCCGAAGCCGGAUGGCCACGUUCUACACGGUUAUGCUGCUUGAGAACACCAUCCUCGUGCUGCUGGCCACGGAUUUUCUCCAGGGAGCGUCGUGGACCAGCCUGUGGGCUGUAGCCGGAGCUUUGUCUGGAUUUCUGAUCGGCAGUGUCUCGCUGGUCAUUUAUUACAGCCUGCUACAUCCUAAAUCCACAGACAUCUGGCAGGGCUUUGUAAGGAAGUCCUGUGGCAUUGCAGGGGGUGAUAAAGCAGAGGGAGACUCUCCUCCCCGGGCCUCAGGUCCAGCCGGGGAGGGGCCGGAGAGCCUGGGGACCUGCCAAGAGGAAAGUGAUGUGCUAACAAGCCUGGGGAAGCCCCCCAGCCCACAGUGGGGUCCCCCAGAGGCUGGGAUGGAAAUCCAGAUGGCUGGGGAGGCCUCUUUCCUCCGCCAUCACCACUGGCUGUUGGUGAAGCUUGCCCUGAAAACGGGAAAUGUGUCGAAGAUCAACGCACUCUUUGGAGAAGACAAUCCUGGCUUCUUUUGUUCCCCUCCAUGGGGAUUGAGUCAACACUGCAACCAGGAGAGGAAGCUCCCAUCCUCCCAGCAAGAGCCCCCAUCGUCACCCCACAACUCCCUAACCUCAGAGGAAGGCUCUGAGCUUCGAGUGGUCCCCAGAGCAGAGGCUGACGAAACUUCAAAUUACGUCUCUUUUGCCAGCGAUAAUCAUGACAAAACUCCUGCCCAGAAGCCGUCAGCUAUGCAGCAGGAGGGCAGCCCAAAGGAAGGAGACGGGGCUGCUUCUGGGGUGCAGGGGAAGGGUGCAGGUGGGUGGCUGGGUGGAGGGGAAGGGCAGGAGAGCUCCACACUCUACUUCAGUGCCACCACUGAAGGGGCCAUGUCCUCACACCAAGAAGGUGGGAGGACAACUCUGACGAUGUCCCUCUCUGGGAGGAGAUUGGGGGAGGGCAGCCCUGCCCGGCCUGCCUCACCUCUGCCGGCCACCAAGCCCUUUCCCGCCACCAUGGCCAACAUCAGCCCGAUCUUAGGCACUGGCCCAGGUAGAAGCUUCCAUCCUAGUGGCAGAGCCCUGGGUGGCUCAGGGGAUGGGGAGCAGCAGGAGUCCACGAGGGACCGGGACCAUCCUGCCACUGCUGGCACGCAGACGUCAUGGCCGAAGGUGAGCCCAAGGCCCGCUGUUGAGCCCUGCCUCACGUCCACCCCCAAGUCUGAGUCCACCCACAGGGACAGCAGCUGGAGGGAAAGGCUGAAGACUGAGACAAGCUUCUUCAUCUGACCAUAGUCACUGUGGGAUAAAGCAACAGGCCAGCGGAUCAAGCUGGUCAUCGGUGUCAGGAUAGGAGGAAUCCCACUUCUGACACCUACACCCUUGCAUACAUCACAUCCCCUCUGGACCUCUGUCCACACAGCUAGAGAAUGAGAGAACCAGAUUAGAUUAGAUAAGAUCCCCUGCAAACACCACAUGCCACACACAUAUAUGUAGGAGUCAUUCUCUAACACAGUGUAGAAGGUGGUAGAGAUAAGCCUUCCAAUCAAAAUUGACUGCUUCCAUUUACAGACUCUAUGAUCCUUUUUUUGUCCCCCACUGUGGUUCCUAGGAAACUCAAAGGUAAAACCCAGAGUCCUAUUUUGUUCUGGUUUUCAUGAUACAGCUAGUUCCUGAUACUGGUUAUUAAUCAAGUUUUUUAAAAUGUAUUUUAACUGCGUUAUUUUAUGAAAUUCCGUGGUAAACUUCUGGACAUCUCAGACCUCUGCCCAGUGGAAGGAGAGUCAGAGAAAAACCAGAGCUGGACAGAGUUAAAGUGGUGAAAACAGAUUUUAUUCAGGAGCUAUUGCAAUAGAGAAAGAGACCUCAGUAUAAAACCAGCACAACUCUGAACUCAUUGUGGACAAGUGGGGGUUUAUAGCCAAGGAGCAGGUGGAACUCAGUGGAUGGAAAUUACUAAGAGGAAGCAGCGGGGUAAAGGGGGAUUCUGGCUAAACUGACCUAACAGAUUCUUGCUGAAGGCAGGCCAGGGAGGUCAGACAUCACCUGCAGGAUGGAAAGCGGUGAGGAACCUGAUCAGAUAUGGAAGAUAAUCAGAUAUUGAGGGUGAGGGUUUCUGGUUAAAAUGGACUUAACAGGAUUCCUGCUAAAAUUGGACAAUGCAGGGAGGAAUGUGGAAGUGGACUUGGUUGAAAAGUUCAAGGGAGGCUGAGCAGGGUUUGGUCAAGGAGAGAAUCUGUCAGGAGGACGUGGAGAACAGCCUCGGUGGCUCUGACCAGGGCAGGAGAAGAGCCUUGUCUGACCAGGACGUCUGGCCUUUCCCCUCCACGCCAAAGGCUCACCAGGAACUGCAUGCUCACUGCAACCUUGAGAAAAUAGUUAUUGGAUGGAGCAUUUACAUUACUCCUCCUCGUCUGAAUCUCCAUGGCCGGGACCCUCGGAGCACAAGUGUGACAUUUGGAGAUGGCAGUGCCAGUGACCACCGGGAACCCACUGAACUUGAACCAGUUGGGUUUAUGACAUCACAGCGAGGGAGAAUGCACCCACGGGGCGUCUCAGGACGAGGCUGUGAGGAAGGACCGAGGAUGGGGACAGUGGGGGGUGAAUUUGGAGAGGACCUCCGGAAGCCGGGGCUCGCUCUGGAUUGGGUGCAAUUUUGUGACUGGGCAUCACAAUCAUUCUCACCUGCAGAGAGGGCAGACCAGAGUGAGAAGGAAGCCCUAUUUGGUAACAGCAGCCAUUGCCCCUUUGGGUAGAAGGGGGUGUGGGAUGCGAGGUGACCUUGCUUUUAUCUCUAUCACCGUUUCCACGUGGCCUCUUCUGAGGCUGAUAUUCUGCGAGAGCCUCUGUGUCCAACAGAACGCGUGGCCUGGCUGGGAGCAUCAGAUGAGUUCCCAGAUGCCAGAGGCUGCUCUUUUCUCCCUCAGAAUAUUAGUAGUAGCUGAAUAGCUGUUUGUUAGGCUAAGUGUCAUUAUGUUAGAUCUAUCCUAUUGAUGUUACUGCUUCAGUAAGUGGCCUUCACCCAGAACUUCAAAAGUGUCUGCUGCCCCCAUGGUACUUACUCUAAGGGCGUUUAUCUUAUAUUUGCUGUCACACCUGCUUUUCUUAAUUUCUUUUACGGCUACCUCGCUCCCUUCUUCUCCCAUGAAGCUACGUAGGAAGCAACAAAAGGACUCCUAGUAUCCUUCAGUGCUACAGACUGUCCGCACGUCCCCUCCCGGCCACUGACACAAAAGAGGGAAAGCCGGCUAGCCAGAACCUGCAGGAAAUUAGGGUUGGUCUCCAUGAAUGUUUCUAUGAUGAUUUUUCACUCCUUGCGGCAGCCUAUUUUCUUCAGCUGUUUGCCUGGUGAGGCCUGGCUGACGGACACCCACAGCAAACACUCAGUAGACACGCGUAAGUGGAAUUGCAAUUCUAGAUUUUUCUGAAUGACUAGGGAUUUUACCUCUCAUAAGCAAAGCACCUUAAUAACCAUUUGGGGAGUGGGUCUUUGUAAAACAGUGGCACAUGCCUGCCUUUUUAGCAGGGGUCUCUGCGGUCUCAGAACCUGAGUGCCUCUGUGUCCCGCUCACAGGGGGAUUGACAGUCUGGCAAGGGGGCUGUUGGCAGCAUUGUGGGUGGAGUUCCAGGAACCAAGGAGGGGUUGCAGAGCGCCCCAGCUUGCUGUUGCUGCCCCUCAGGUCUGCCCACCAGAUCCAGGGGGGACCCAUAGCCACAGUGGGCUCCUGGGUCUGCUGUGCUGUGGGUGAGGACCAAUGCCAACCCGCACUGACCGGGCAGGAGGAGGCCAAAGGGACGAAGGCCCCGUCCCCACUCUCCACUGGCACUGCCAGGGCCGGACCCGCCGGGCAGGCAGAGGACUCAGACUCUCCGUGCAGUCUCUAAAAGUGGGCGCCCCUAGCCCGGCAGUGAGGGAGGCCAGCCUUGGGGGGGGACCGACCAUAACCACCCGAUUCCCCACAGCAGUGCCCUCAGCUUCUUUCACAAGCUGUAGAGCACCUGCCUCUAAACCCAGCACCCCCGAGCUGUGACGUGGCCAUUUUAAAUGUGCGUCUGCUUUUCGCUGUUUUCCUCACUCCUCGUGCAAAAGGAAAAUAAAACAAUUUAUUUUUAUAUGCCUAGUUUACUUAGAUUCUGGAUUGCUGGUUAAUAUCUUUCUAUGGCCUUUGCAGGCACAGUGACAAAGUUCAUUGCAAGUUCUUCUGUUAAUAAGUAGAAAAAGGAAGAGAAAAAUGUGGAACUGUGUACGGUGAUGGGUGGUAUCAUUGUGAUCAUCUUGCAAUAUGUACAAAUAGCGAAUCAUUAUGUUGUACACCUGAAAC